AUGCUUGCAUGCAGAACGUUGCUCACACUCCAUUCCGUCAACCAGGACUUCUCCGACUUGGACGAGCAGAUCCGCCAGGUCGCGCACAUCAUCCGCCUUCCACCCAACUGGGCCGACAUUCGUGACAAGACCACCCGCGCAGCCGCUUUACGUCACGUGGUCGGCGCCAGAGCAGAAUGGGUCUUGCGCUGGACUCUUGACAAACUCGGCAACGAGACGCACGCCGGGACCAAAGCUCGAGCAACACCGACGACAUGGCAGCUGCUCGAGUGCAUGAUGCACGUACUGCCCGUGUCGCGCAGUGCACCCCACCUGCGCGAUGCCGCCUUCCCUUCGAUCCUCGAGCGAGCGCUGCUAGAAAACUUCGACAAGGACCGCAACGACCUCAACGACCCUGCUUUCCCAGCAGAAGAGGACGUGCAUUCGAGGAACACUUCCGAAUCUAGCGAAACCGUCUGCGACGACACACAGCUUCUCGCGGAAGCGGAAGCGAGGCUCGCCUGGCGUCUCGCCGUCGCAAAGCACCGCUUCAGCGUCCUCCACACCCCUGCUCUUGUUCACUGCAAUCCACGCUCUGCUUCGACACCAUCACUGUCCGAUAGCGCACAAGCCCUCUCGCAUAGUCCAAGUUCUGGCUUGGUGGCAGUCCAAGAAUCUGGUGCAGAGACUACAUGGGCGGCACGAGACAUCCACUCUGCACCCCUGGUCGCCCUUGUGGACCUUUCAGUCGUCUUUGAUAUCUGGGAAUUGCGCAUGCUCGACGCGGCCGACCCCACAGGAUCGUCCCCAGAAGAUUUCGCCAACGAAUGUAUGGUUCCCACACUCCGACUCAGCGAGACUUUGAGAAGCUUGCGCGCAGACAUGACAGAGCCAGAGUCUUCAAAAGCGCUGGACCUGGCCGUGCAAGCCCUCGACAAAUCACUCACGAGCCAUAUCCUCGUACCAGCAAGAUCCACCUUCUUCAGCCAAGCACACGCCAGUGCUAAAGCAGACUCUACCCGCAGAGGGGCAUCAGUAUUGUCUACCAGCCUCGGACCGCUUCGGGCUAUCCUCCUCCGAAUCGCCCAAAUAGAGGAUGCCGGCGAAGUUGUUCCACCCCACAUGGCCUCUUUGUCAAAAGCAAUUGGACAUCUACUCGACCUCGCAAUCCGCGUCUCCCCUUCCAGGACGCCCAAAUCACGGCUGGCAGAACGACCAUGGAUUCAAGCCGUAGUCUUGUCCCUUGCUGAAUGCGUAGGUUGCUCAUUGGAAGGGCCGCCAGACUUCGUCACAACAAAGUCCGCGGCAGCCGCUUUGCAGAGCGCUCUCGAGAUACUACAUUCCCAGAAUGUGAACAUCGAUUCUGCCAUCCUGAGAGAAAUCUUUUGGUAUUACUGUGGAGUCAAAUAUCCUCAACAGGAAGAAAGGCAGGUGAAGUGGACCUUGAUAGCGGCACUGGUCGAGCUUGACGCAUCCAUCUUCACCACCGAAUCUCGAUCUACCUCGGGCAGCUCCAAGGAGCAACACGCGGACCUCACCGAAGUCUUAUUUGAUCAGAUAUCAGAUACCGAGUUCAAGGGGGUAGGCUUCAAGGAUACUAGAUCGCGUUUGGAAACAACCACAGUAGAUGCUGCAGUUGCUCGUGCUAGCAACCAAGAGAGUCGUGAGUUCAUACUUGGCCGCAUAGUGAACCCCAUCAUGUCAGCCUUUUCACGAAACCGCAAUAUGCUUGGUUUCGUGCGCAGAUGGGAUGAUCAGCUGGUGAAAAGUUACAGGUUUGAGAACCGCAAAGCUCUGAAGGAGAAGCCAGAAUUUAUAUGGGAAGAUCGUGUUCUAACAAACGCAUUGUCAAGUGUUUUCGAGCAGUCUCUUACGCAGGGUCAGAUUGUAGGACUUAUCGAAGAGCAUGUCACUCGUUUGGAAGACCUGAGUGGUGCUCUGGCCGUACAAGACAACGAAGACGUCAGAGUACGGAAGCUUGCUGCUUUCAAAAGAGCUUCUAGCAGCGCCAUCAUCAUUCCGGCCAUCCUACAGUCGACCCAAUCCGAUGACACCCUGGCUGCACUUCAGCAACAGCUGCAUUCACUUUUCGACUUGUACGCAACAUGGGUCCAAGAUGAGCGUUUCGGUGCAUACACCCGGCUCUCUCUAUCUUGGUUUUCUCUAUGCCUGCUUCUGGACAAGCUUUGGCUAAUCGACUUACAUGCCUCUUCGCAGCUGCAGCAAGAGGGCCUGUAUCCGCUACUUGAGCAAGCUACUAAGGAUCUUUCCACGAGCAGGUCAGAGUCAAGUCGGCGGAAAGUCGAUUCCAGUGCACGAGCAAUUGCAAUGUUGUUCUCCUUGAAGGCAUGCAAUAAGCUACAAACGGUUCCCGGUUCCGAAGAAAUUGUGCAGGAAGCUUUACGCAGGGUUAUGAAGAGCUUCUACGCGAGCCAACUCAACGAAUCGGAGCUCAGUCGAACAGCCGAACAGUUUUGCGCCUGCUUCGUCCAGCUUUUGAGCCACCUUGAUGCACAGGUGGCUCGGGAUUCGAUCCUGACCAUGUUUAACAGGCUCUCAAUUCCGAAUGGAAACAUCCAUGAUCACAUCAGUGGCCUCUUGGCUCAGGCAGUCUUCGCACACGAUAGCUCGGCUUUGCAUAAUGCCUAUUCAUACGCACUUUCGGACGCCCUCCAAGAAGGAGAUUCUGAUCCUCUACAUCGUAUCGCAGUCCAUGACCUUCUUCACAUUCGACCUUCUGCCUUGCCGCGCGACAAAAGGGAGGCCAUUCUGGAUCGGUUGUCAGUCCUUUUAACACUUGGAACUGUAGUCCCCGACGAUCUGCUCAGUGCCAUGGCUCAAUUGAUGGUCAUACCAAACGCGUCAGCGAGAUUAUCUACCGAUGGAGCGGUCAUCUUUGACAUUGCUCUCCAGCUUCAGCAACGAGGAGCGAUCUCAAGCACUGCUCUCCAGCAACUCCAACUACUAUGCCAGCGUAUGCUCGCUCACAUUAUUCCGAAUCAGAGCCAAGCACAGAGUCGGGCUCUACUUGGAGAGUAUCAGAAGAAGCUAAAUACCCUGACUCAGGCCACAAAAAAGGUUUCGCCAACUGGUCUCGCUAUCCUGCGUGCGACUAUUCUGGAGCAAAAGGAUUCGCAACUUCUAAGCGUCAAACAGUAUGUGUCACUGCUAAAGCAAUGUCUGGCCGAUGAUGGGACUGAUGGAAAGGACACUGCAUCUUUUGAGCAUGUAUUGGACGCCUUUGAAGAACUAUCUUCCACUCUUCUGGGAGACUCUGCGUCAUUGAAAGCAACAACCUCAUGGCUUCGUGCGUGGGUCAAGGACAACGCAGACUUGGGAUUCCUAGGCUCCAUCGAAGUGGCAGACUACGUUGCGCGACUUCACAGGCUAGUGGCUAAAUACAGGCUCUACUCCGAUGUCAAGUGGUUUGUGGCGUUGACUGUGAAAAUGCUUUGUGGUCCGCUCGCCGAUGAGCAGAAGAGGAAGGCACUCGCGACCACUCUCGAAGUGUUUGCCCCACUCGAGAGGGCCGAAAAACUAAGCAUUGUCUCGUUGCUCACUGAUGUGGAUGACUCGUAUGCUCGUGCAGCAUCAUACACUGUCCUUCAAGUCCUGGUUUCAACACUGCCUGACAAUCUUUCUACGGAUGUCAUUCUAAAACAAAACCAACUUGCGAUUCUACCAAAGCUCUGCGGAAUGCUGAUCGAGGUCUCUGACGCAGCAUGCUUCAAUGCGCUCAUGGACAGCAUCAACACGCUGUUGAACCACAGUACAGCCGUUGCAACACAACACAGUAUCGAAUGUGUCCUUGGUGUAUUGGUAAAAUUUACCUCACGUACCAGCCCCGCUCUUCCCUAUGAUCAGGCCAGUCAAAUAUUCACUCGGCUUUGUGAAACGAGUCGUCUAGUUUUGCUUGUGCACCGCAGCAAAACGGGGGGCCGCUCUCACAUACUCUUGCCCCUCCUGCAAGGUCUUCUGUUCUGUCUGUUCAUGCCUACGUCGGCGCGCAGUGGUGCUUUACCAAUGUGGCUUAGAUCGAACACGUCUCAAGCAGUUUGUCUUGCGUCAACAGACGCAGCACACUAUUCCCGCCUUCUAAGCACGCUGUGCAAUCCACCGCAGUCGUCGAUUUCCAAAGCCCAUCAGCACUCUCGGAAGUCGAAGGAUCUCAUCGACCCUGUCAAAGCAGCACGUGAGCGGACAAGUCACUUUCUGUACCCACUUCUGGCAUCAUUUUGUCGUUUUCAGCUGUCGGGUCGUUUGGUCCCUGCGAUACGGGCGAAAAUGCUGCCAGGUCUCUGGGAACUUAUCUCCACGGCCAGUCUGCAUAAGGAAGAGCUUGACGCCAUGUUUGCAGGGUUGAGCAGGAGCGAGAAGGAUGUGUGGAGGAGUCUUUGGGGAGAAUGGGAAAGUGUGCACGGGAGAAAGGAGAGAUUCGUCAGUGUAGAGGGUCUAUAG
Parastagonospora nodorum SN15 is the source of this 4437-nucleotide messenger RNA. RefSeq lists its product as hypothetical. The transcript is spliced from 4 exons. NCBI's taxonomy places the organism in Eukaryota, Fungi, Ascomycota, Dothideomycetes, Pleosporales, Phaeosphaeriaceae. Gene Ontology annotation, cellular component: nucleolus. Gene Ontology annotation, biological process: ribosome biogenesis. The record is from RefSeq and is a predicted model, not a curated record. The coding region runs from base 1 to 4437 and encodes 1478 amino acids.